AUGCUCUGCAGCAAUGUCCUCGAGCGAAAGAUCAAAUGUGAGGCAGAACCCUCCUCCAUUGCUCGGACUCAGCGCCAGCUGGGGGGUAUCUUGGACGAUCUCGGGCGAUAUGACAGUGCCUCCAAGUGCUAUCGCGGAGCUCUGGAGGUCCAAGUGCGGUCACUUGGCUCGAACCACAUCGACGUGGCGAGCACGAAGGACAGUCUUGGAGUGACGCUUUGGCGACAAGGCAAGUUUGAUGAAGCACUCAAGCUCUAUGACGAGGCUCUUGUCGUGCGAGAGUCGGUCCUGGGCAGCGAGCAUGUUCUGGUCGCUAAGACGAUUGUGAACAGAGCUAACGUUUACUUCCGACAAGGACAGUUCAUGCGAGCCUUGGCUGACUACAGUCGGGCGCUGGAGAUCGAGAAGCGAACACUGGGCGAGGAGCACGUAUUGGUGGCAAAGACAAAGAACAACAUGGGCGAGGCCCUUCGAGUUGAAGGCAAGUAUGAAGAAGCGCUUCAGCUCUAUCAAGAGAGCCUCGUGGUCUUGUCCAAGGUGCUCGGAAACUCGCACGUGCUGGUAGCCAACACCAAGAACAACAUCGCGGGUAUCUUUUUGAAGCAGGACAAGUGCGACGAAGCUUUGCAGUACUACAUGGAGUCGUUGGACACCAAGUUGAAGGUGUUGGGCCCCGGUCACGCUGACGUCGCAAACACGAUCGAGAACAUCGGAGUCAUCUUCGCACAGCAGGGAAGGCAUGAUCACGCGCUGGAGAAGUUCAACGAAGCUCUCUCCAUCCGCAGCAUUGCCCUCGGCCCCGAUCAUCUCGACGUGAGCUCGACACAGUACAAGAUGGCUCUGGUGUAUGAGGAGAAGCAUGAGUAUAAGACUGCCCUCCCGCUCUGCGAGCAGGUCUGA
Guillardia theta CCMP2712 is the source of this 900-nucleotide messenger RNA. RefSeq lists its product as hypothetical. Bases 1 to 900 code for a protein of 299 amino acids. The transcript has a single exon. Gene Ontology annotation, cellular component: kinesin complex; membrane-bounded organelle; cytoplasm. Gene Ontology annotation, biological process: microtubule-based movement. NCBI's taxonomy places the organism in Eukaryota, Cryptophyceae, Pyrenomonadales, Geminigeraceae. Gene Ontology annotation, molecular function: kinesin binding. The record is from RefSeq and is a predicted model, not a curated record.